Messenger RNA from Puntigrus tetrazona (Sumatra barb), 1107 nucleotides. It is a transcript of the gene insl5b, whose product is annotated as insulin-like 5b. Gene Ontology annotation, molecular function: hormone activity. The record is from RefSeq and is a predicted model, not a curated record. NCBI's taxonomy places the organism in Eukaryota, Metazoa, Chordata, Actinopteri, Cypriniformes, Cyprinidae. Gene Ontology annotation, cellular component: extracellular region.
AGCGCUGUCAUUAUCCCGGUGUCACUCCAUAAUGCUGCUGUGACACAUGCUCAAAUAUGCCAUAUUCAGUUUUAUGGGCGCGUAUCUCUAAAACAUCAUUAAAGAGCACUUUGCUACAGCAAAUAAAACAAAGACCUCACGCCACUUUGUUAAAUUAGCUGUAUUUUGAUACACAGUUUGCACAUCAUCUAUUUAUUUAAAACCAACAAACCCAUUUUGACAAAUGGAAGUCUUUGCUUGGUCAUUUUGUCGCACUUAAAAGGUCACGGAAGAGAAGUGCGUCAAUAAGACAUAAAUCGCCCUUUGCGUGGUAUAUAAAUGAAGAUGCUCCGAGGUCAGGUAACGAAAGACUUCCAGAAGGCACCGCUCUGACUCUGUUUCCAGCCAUGAAGGUGGUGCUGCUGGCGGUGCUGUUGGUGUUGGCGGCGUGGGCAGACGCCCAGGCCCAGAAAGCUCUGAGACUCUGUGGCCGAGAGUUUUUAGUGAUGGUGUACACGUGCGGGGGUUCCAGAUGGAGGCGGUUCCAAACCGAGGACCCCUUAAAUGGUUAUGGCAUGGAGACUGAUGCGGAGUCACUGGCCUCUGCCGAAACGGAUCGAGUGAGACGAGAGGCCUACGAGGCGCUGCCCUCCACGUGCUGUAAAGUGGGAUGCAGAAAAAGUGAUCUUGUGCGCAUGUGCUGAGAAACCCUCCCAUCGUCGUCAUCUUCUCUGUGCAAAAAUGCAUUUAAAAAUAUUAUUUAUCAGAGGACUUGAAUGACAAAUGUUCAGAUGCUGUUUUCCGAGAAAUUCUUCAAAUGCAAAACAAAAAACAUGUUUAUUUAAAGGCACAAUACUGAACAGAAAUUAAUUUCGUCUUUUUAUAGACAUACUAUAAGGACAUAGCUCACCUUAAAAAAAUUGCCUGAGCAUUGUUUGAGUAUAUGCAUGUACUAUAUGUGUACUAGGCCUACUGUAUAUGUGGCCCAAAACAUAGUGGGUUUAUUAAAUUAAAUGGUUAGCAACCUGAACUAAUGUUUUAAAAAAAAUGUUAAAUCUAGAAGCAGGUACAAAUUCUAGAUUAUAAAAUAUGUAUUUUUUUAAUUAUUAUUUAUAGACCCAAUAUUGC